This is a messenger RNA of Candidula unifasciata, 807 nucleotides long. Lineage: Eukaryota; Metazoa; Mollusca; Gastropoda; Stylommatophora; Geomitridae. The record is from the annotation of a GenBank genome assembly.
AUGGCGUCUGAACAGCAAUCAGGGGACAUCAUUAGUGGCAACAUCAAUAACAACAGCGACAACAGCAGUGACAUCGUCAGUUCACAAGAGUCCACAGCUCUAUCUCCUGCCAACAUCCUCGCGUCUACAACCACGACACAGUUGCCCUCUAAAGAUAGCAGUAGCUUAGAUCUGCCCACAGACAAUCACACAUCUUCCCCGAGCAAUCAGAUUAAAGAUCGCCCUUUUCGCCAAACCGCGGAGACCGUUGGGUCAGAACUGAGCCAUAACUCCAGUGUGUUCUCAGACAUAUCGAGCAGGAGAUUUUCACGAAAACGCCAAGUCUCUGUCACUGAAGAAGACUCGCAGACAGAACACAGCGGCUUGGAUUGCUCCAGGUUUUCCGAUUCAUACUUUGAGCAGUCUGACGGAUCUUCUAGCGAUCCUCGCUGUCUGCUCCAUCCUUCAGACGGCAAGCACUCUUGCGCAGGAAAUCGGAAAAGGGCGAAAAGGCAGUCACAAUCUAUGGAAGACCUUCACAACCAACGAGUAUUGGCUAAUGUCCGAGAAAGGCAGAGAACUCAGUCACUAAACGAAGCUUUCGCACAGCUUAGAAAAAUCAUUCCCACGUUGCCUUCGGAUAAACUUAGUAAGAUUCAAACUCUGAAGCUGGCCUCCAGGUACAUAGACUUCCUGUACCAGGUGCUGAGAAGUGACCAGGCUGACCACAAACUGGCCACCAGCUGUAGUUAUCUGGCCACGGAGAGGCUGAGUUAUGCCUUCAGCGUGUGGAGGAUGGAGGGGGCGUGGUCGACACUCAGACACUGA